AUGUCUUCGGGAAUGGAGACAACACUUCCUGCAGAUAACCACAAGUUAUGGAAUAUUUGUGAAGAAAUUGGUUGUGAAGGGAAUGGGAUGUCAGGAAUGAAAGGACUGGUGUUGGGACACAUAGAUGACAUUGUGACAUAUAUUGAGCAAACCUCAAAAGUGGAUCAAAAGCUAAAUGAGACCAUUAUGUUGAGGAAUAAUGGUCUAAAUGGCAGUCAUUUGGACACAAAGAACACAACAGUAUUUGACAUCGAGUUCCGAAUCUUGGAUCCAAUGAACUCAUCUCUGAUCUCAAGUAAUGAUGAGGAGGUGACCACUGAUCGGACAGUUAUGAAACGGUUUCUCAUGUCUUACGGCUUCUUCAUCUUCUUCGUGGUCUCAUCUCUUAUAGCCAUCAUUCUCACCAUAACUAUUGGCUCCGAAUACUUCAAAAAUGAUGUGAACACAGUCUCAUCGAUAGACAUAACACCGUGCGAUGCCGAGCCCUGUGUAUUCACCAGGGGCACUUCAGUGUCAGUUACGGCACCCUUUACUCCCGUUUAUGAGGGAAAGAUUUAUGAGGGAAAGACAUGUAAUCUGGAAAUGAAGGCACUGUUGGGCAGUUGGUACCCAAUAUCAGAUGAAUACGUUUGCCAGACAUAUCUCGACUGUCCACUGAAACCUGGUGUCCAAAGUACCCUCAACUAUAAAACACUGGUUGACCAGGCACUGCCAGCAGGUGAAACUCUGACUCGUUGGAAACUAAUAUGCGAUUCCGGUGCCACUGAAAUAUUCUGUGCCGAUAUCACCAUUAAUAUUAAAUAA
Oppiella nova is the source of this 804-nucleotide messenger RNA. Lineage: Eukaryota; Metazoa; Arthropoda; Arachnida; Sarcoptiformes; Oppiidae. The record is from the annotation of a GenBank genome assembly.